UGAUCUUGAGCCAUCGCGAGCAAGUCGCUGACUCCCAAUGAGUUCACCUUCACACAAUUAAGUUUUUCUCCCGGAGUGCCUCUUCUUUUAAACAUUAUCCUCCACGACAACCAUGAACGGCUCUCUACUUUCUAAGACGUUGGAUAUUAAACUCAAGCGAGGGCCGGCAGGUCUAGGCUUCAACAUCGUGGGCGGCGUGGAUCAGCAUUACAUCGACAAUGACUGCGGCAUCUAUGUGUCCAAAAUCAAGGAGGAUGGCGCAGCGGCGCUGGACGGGAGGCUUGAGGAGGGUGACAGGAUUUUGGCGAUCAAUGGCAUCAAGCUUGAGGAUCAGACACACAAAGCUGCAGUUGAUUUGUUCCGGACAGCAGGGGAGGAUGUGGAGCUACGUGUUCUGAAAAAGUCUUCCCAUCAUACGAACGGACCAUUUGAGCCCCAAGAUGAGCAUGUACCUCCAGCGCCUUAUCUGGGAAUAUUCGCCGCGCUAUCUGGAGCCGCCGCUGUCAUCCUGGCAUUUGUUUACAUCCGGCAUAUCAGAAGACCAUUUUAACAAAGCUUUUUUUUGUUCAACUGCUUGCUUUAGACCAAAAAAAAGGAAGGGGGAGAGAAAAACACUAUAUAUAUUUUUUUUUUCGACUCGCGAUCGUUUGCUGCCAGCCCCUCAGAGUUGAAAUGGAUUGGACAUCUGCUGCUGUCAAUGGCAGCCAAUGAGUUCACCAAUUGUGUGUGGAGGCUAAAACAGCGCAUAUCUUGCCCAUGACCUGUAAGAGUGCUGUCACGGUUAUGGGAAGUUGAGUUCUGUGUAAAUUAUUGAAAAUGUCAAAAAGCAAUGUUGAUAAUGAUAUUGAUCAAAGGAAUUUAGUUGAAAGCUCAACUGGACUGAAUAAUGUAAAGCAUUCAUUUUAUCAAUGUUUGCAAAUGUAAGUCGGUUCUUGACGAAUUUGACAGAUUGGUGGAUAAAAAUGGAAUGCAAUACUAGGGUGCGACCUGCAGCGGUGCUGUUGACUCACUUUCAACUUAGAAAAUCAUAUGGAUGUUCCAUUCGUAGUAAAAACAAAAAUCCCGUUUGAUCAAACGAAUGCCAUCAAAUGCAAUGAUUCUUCAUAUUUCUAGAUGAUUAUAAAUAUAUUUAGUAAACAUAUUUUUUUACGAUUAAUAUAUCAAAUGUUGAAAUGUUGCUAGCAGUUAAUGAUCAUGUCCAGUGCCAUUGACGUUGACAGGCGAACGAUCCAAUUGAAAUGAGAGGGGUGGCAGCGAUCGACUGCUUCUUAUUUUAAUUUGAUCGUUUGCCUGUCGCCGCCCAGUGGCAGCCAAUGAGUUAAACAGAUGUAGAGUUUCAUCGUCAAAUGAAAAGAGGAUCAACUAGUAUCCAGACAGUACAUGCAUAGUAUUAACUCGCCUUGUCACCAAGUCAGCGCGCUUUGAAUUUUACGUAUUAAUUCAAGACGCUGCAAUAUUUGUGUUUUUGUCCGUACGCCGCCAUUUUUCCAAAUGCUUCCUUUGUACAUUCCUCUUCAUUGAGCAGCACGGAGUCAGUAGUUCCUUAAAGUAAGAGGGAAAUUUCAUGGGUUUAAAAGGUUUAUUUUUGCACUAGCCACAAUCAUGGAGCGUGUCCAGAAAGUUUCUAUUCAUCUGUCGUCUUGUAAAUACAUUUUAUGUCACUCUGCUGCUGAUUGUGAAUACUGUACGCUGUAUGCCGGAGGAGGAAAGAAGACAAUAAAGUGUUUUACAUCAGACAACUGUACAAUUCAUU
Molecule: messenger RNA, 1753 nt
Organism: Corythoichthys intestinalis (scribbled pipefish)
Lineage: Eukaryota; Metazoa; Chordata; Actinopteri; Syngnathiformes; Syngnathidae
Gene: synj2bp
Product: synaptojanin 2 binding protein
Exons: 4
Coding region: 113-550 (145 amino acids)
Biological process (GO): establishment or maintenance of epithelial cell apical/basal polarity; cell-cell adhesion; receptor localization to synapse
Cellular component (GO): neuromuscular junction; postsynaptic density membrane; neuron projection
Molecular function (GO): protein binding
Source: RefSeq, a predicted model, not a curated record